AUGGUUGAGAUAUUUGAUCCUAGCAAGGGCAGAUUCAUUGUACAAGACUUGGUUGGCGAAGUGUCUCUCGGUGCCGUGGAUGUUGAGUGCAUCUUGGCCUUGGAGAACCACGGACUGUCGGCAGAAGGUAUUCUCGGUGAGGAAGGUGAGGAUGUUAAAGAUCGAGUGCCGCCUCAAUUCCUGAGCAAGACCACAGGUAACAUAGUCAUCGAUGAUCUGAUUGUGGACAUCACAAAAAAUAAAUCUGCCGACGACGAUUUCCUUCGGAGAGUUGUCCUCGUGUUGCUUGGAACAGUUCUUGCUCCCAUGUCGAGCAAGACUGUACCAAAGCAAUAUUACGCAUUGGUGAACGAUGUGAAGCGUAUAUCCAAGAUUAAUUGGAAUGCAUUCACCCUCCGGGUUCUGCUGGACUGCCUUCGCAACGUGAGGAAAGGCAAACACCUCCGCCAAUGGCUGAGAGGGAACUUAGCUCUCCUGCAGUACCUGUACUGGGAGAAGGUUCAGCCUCUGGAAGGUGAAUGCGCAUUCAAUCCUAACUUGUCCAUGGAACCUCUAAUGAGGAAUUGGACUGAAGCUGCAGCCUCAAGGAGAGACAAGUUUGAUUAUGACCAAGGCCGUGGCCGUGGUAACAUCAAGAUUGAAGACAACAUAACCAAGGAGUAUAGGGCGCAGGAGCGGAAAGUACCCGAACCAGAAAAGCCAAAAAUGAAGCCCGCCGUUGGUGCGGCAAAGAAGUCCAAGUUAGCCUCAAACGCGGACGAGAUGAUGAACCUCAUCAUGAAGCGGUGUAUGGAUUACAUACGCAGCCAAAUGAAGGAAAUACCAGAACAAGUAGCCGAGAGAUUGUUAGAGAAGUUGAACCAAAAUGGUGUGAUGUACAAGCCAGCGGCUGCUGCGGCUUCCGGCAACAACGAUGCCGACCUAGAAGUGGAUUCCUUUGAGAAUGGUCCGCCAGAAAAAAAAGAAUUCGUGUACAAGGAUGACUCUGACGGUCUAGAGCCGGUGAUUGAUUUGACACAGCCUGACGAGCCUGUUGUAAACCAGAACAACGAUGAUGAGGAAAAAACACCUACCAAGUUAAAGUUGACAAGACAACGAAGCCUACUGAUGAGUGCGGCGCAACACCGGAGAACCCUUGGAUUGAUGGUGGGUAAGAGCAAGGGGAAAAAGUCUGCAGCAACCGCAAAAGAAGACGAUGUUAUAUCCGGGAAGCGCCGACGGACUGUUCCCAAGAAAUUUGAAUCCCCCUUUAAACUUGACAAGCCCGGCAAGCGAAGCGCUCGCGCUCUGUUUAGUGACAAUGACAUGGAAGGCUCUGUUAAGGACGAUUUGACACCGGAACUCAUCGAUGCUGCUGUUGCGUUUGUGGAGGCAGCUGCUCGGUCUGAGAAGAAUAUGACAAAAAGAGUUUACUACAAUGAAUGUGGCACCUCUAUGACUGUGGAGAGUAUACGACCGAUUACCGAUGCUUAUCAGACACAUUUGGCUCUGCGCGUUGGUCAUGAUCGGCACCUCUGUCCAGCCUGGAGGUCCAAAUACCUUGUUGAUCGUGCUAAGGCACGAGACAACCCUAAACCGUCGAAAUACAACAUGGAUAGUGCGCUAAGCAGAGCUGGAGCAGUACGUAGGGUUCUGGAUGAGUAUACCGUCCGUGAUAAGUCGUUUAUCCCGUUGAACGUCGGCAAUACACACUGGAUCACCAUGGUGAUGCACAACCGCAAGAAAGAAUUCCGAGUUUUUGAUUCGCUCUAUCCUCUCGAGUUCUCUCUCGACACUGUGAAAGCACUGCGACUAGCAAUAGCAAUUGAUAUGGAAGAGGCAAACCGUAUUACACCUGGCAAAUAUCCAGACGUCACUAAGUGGCCUAUCAUACCUCAGAUCGACAUGCCACCACAAGAGGACGGGAACUCUUGUGGCCUUUUUGUGAUUGAAGUUAUGGAGCAUUGGGACGGGGAUCGAUGGACCGCCGAUUUUACCCAGGGCACGGUUAAUGCAAGGAGAAGGCGUCUCAUCGCCGAGUUGGUUCUCUCACCUACCAACACGCUCGAAUGUGUGAAGAACAAAAUCCGCGACAUCGCAAAGAAAAGCAAGGCGUGA
Aegilops tauschii subsp. strangulata is the source of this 2097-nucleotide messenger RNA. The record is from RefSeq and is a predicted model, not a curated record. NCBI's taxonomy places the organism in Eukaryota, Viridiplantae, Streptophyta, Magnoliopsida, Poales, Poaceae.